This is a messenger RNA of Orbilia oligospora ATCC 24927, 915 nucleotides long. RefSeq lists its product as uncharacterized. The transcript is spliced from 6 exons. Lineage: Eukaryota; Fungi; Ascomycota; Orbiliomycetes; Orbiliales; Orbiliaceae. The coding region runs from base 1 to 915 and encodes 304 amino acids. The record is from RefSeq and is a predicted model, not a curated record. Gene Ontology annotation, biological process: mitochondrial respiratory chain complex IV assembly.
AUGUCAACUCUUGCAAGGUCCGUAUCAAGGCCGUCACUGGCUGCACGAUUAGCACUGUCCACGCCUGCUUCGAGCAUCUGUGAGAAUGUAUUGGCCCCGGGAGUACGCCGGCGAAUCUCCACCAUACACAGGUCGCAAACCUCGCCGCUCCGUCCCGCGAUAUGUUCCCCACGCUCAAACGUGAGAACCUUUUCAACAAGCCCUCGAUCGGAGAAAUGGGGCAUGUUCAAGACUGUACAAGAAGCCGAGGCGCGACAUAAAUCAGGCCCGUUCUCAUUCCGCGCCGGUGCACUUUUUGUUCUUACUGGUGUCGGUUUGUACAGCUACUUCACAUACGAGAAGGGCCGUAUGGAAAGAAUGCGUGUCACAGAGAGCCAUAAAGGUGUGGGUAAAGCGAGAAUAGGAGGGGAAUUCACCCUGACAGAUCAGAACGGGCAGAGGAUCACGGACAAGGAAGCCAGAGAUGGCAAGUUCAGUCUGGUCUACUUUGGUUUCACUCACUGUCCGGAUAUAUGUCCUGAAGAGCUCGACAAAAUGGCUGUCAUGAUCGAUAAGGUCUAUGAAAAACGCGGGAAGAGCCUUCAGCCGAUAUUUAUAACAUGCGACCCCGCUCGAGAUACACCCAAAGUGAUGAAAGAAUAUCUUAAUGAAUUUCAUCCAGCCUUGGUUGGUCUUACUGGCACUUAUGAUGAGAUCAAGGAUGUCUGCAAAAAGUACCGAGUUUACUUUUCUACGCCGAGAGAUCUGAAAGAGGGGAUGGACUACCUUGUGGACCACUCGAUAUACUUUUAUCUGAUGGAUCCAGAUGGUAAUUUCGUAGAGGCGCUUGGUCGUCAGCAUACCGCCCACCAAGCGGCUGAUAUUAUAAGCACACAUAUUGGAGACUGGAAAGGCCCAGUGAAAAUUGAUGCUUAA